Molecule: messenger RNA, 1154 nt
Organism: Priapulus caudatus
Lineage: Eukaryota; Metazoa; Priapulida; Priapulimorpha; Priapulimorphida; Priapulidae
Product: COMM domain-containing protein 2-like
Exons: 2
Coding region: 323-925 (200 amino acids)
Source: RefSeq, a predicted model, not a curated record
GGCUGGUUCUAUAGCCCAGCGGCAACUGUACGCGGGCUAUAGUACUAGAGCUACCCGCGACCGUGCUCUGCCAGACUGCCACCCUGAAAAAGUUCAGCACAUUUCCCAAUAUAUUUUGCACGUUGCAGAGCGACGGCUAAUCACAAAGAUAAUUCAAAGGAGGAACUGGCAAUUGCGAGGGGUUCGUCUGUCAAUUCAUCUCAGUACUAGUUACACUGUUACUUGCCUGUCCCCUUGUGACACUCCACAAGCCUAUAAGCCUGCACCUAUUUAGUGACACCACCUAAACCCUUUCCUUUGCUUUUGCUCUUACUCCAUCACAAUGUUGCUAGUUCUGGAAGACUCCCACAAGCAACAUCUUGGCUGGCUGAGUAAACUCGACCUUGAAGUGGUAAACGAGUUUAUCCGCAUGUGCGUAGAGUUCAUCACGAAAGGUGCAACCACCAAUCAACGCUCGUACCAGGUGGCAGCACAGAGACUCGGCGUUACGCCGGACACUGUGCGCAGUGCCAUCAGCGCCCUUGUCCACCUGCUAACGACAAGCAGCAAACUUGCACUCACGCAGCUUGACUUCACAGACUCUGUGCUGGCGCUGGGCUUCAGCAGCGAGGCUAGUACGGCGUUGCUGGCUGUCUACCGGGACCGCGGCGGAGAGCUGCGGCGACUUUUGACGACCCUCGGCAUCGAUCUUCCACACUACUGCAACCUGACGUGGCGUGCUGACGUACAGGUUGCGUCACGCACUCUCUACAGGCAGCUUGAACCCAUUCUGCUGGUUAAGCUGCACCUGGGGCAGUGCGGCGAGCAGAAUGCACUACUGCAGACGGACCUCACGACGUUGGUGCACCUCACAAACACACUCGAGAGAGCACUGGACGAGAUAAAGACACCACACUGCAGACGCAUUAUCAGACACAUCAAGUGAAGUGAUGUGAUCAGUAUACAGUAAAACCUCGUCAUACCGCCCCUCGUACUACUGCCAAUCUCACUUAUCGCCAGGAAAAUGCCAAUGUACAGAUCGUUUGUAUCUAUUUGUGCGUUAUUUAGCCUCAUUAUACCGCCCCUCGUUAAGAAAAAUUGACAGACGUGCAACCGCAUGAUAAGCACAUGCGUUAUUGUUAAUAUCUUUAAUUUUGAACCUCAAACUGCGUACU